UUUCUGCACCUCCUCUGCUUCAUAAUUCACCAGUUAGGCAUUUUAUUAAUGAAGAAUAUUUUUUCGAUGAAUUGGGUAUGAGUCCUGUAAAUUCUAGAGUUAAGAAAAUCGAGUGCGUGACAUCAGAUUAUAUGAUGCCUUUCAAUAUUCCAAACGAGCCGUCGAUGGCAUUUUGUUUACGACCUGAUGUAAUGGAAUAUGACGAAUGCACCAUGUUCCCAGAAUAUGUUGUUGAACCCAUCUUUUAUUUGGCAAUAAGGAAUCUCAUAAUUGCUUUAUGGAACUUAAAUCCUUUUGAAUAUUUGACUGUUGAACAAUGCAAAUCAAAUCUAAUGUGCCGUGGACUAGCUCGUGUGUGGUACUGCCAUGAAUUGGAAAGAGUUUGGGAAUUUCUAACCGUAAAAUCAAUGAUAAAUUAUGGUUUUUUACCUCUUCCAAAUUCUCUUGUGUUGGAAUCAAAAUGUGAUGAUCUUGAUGUUAUUAUCAUAGGUGCUGGAAUAAGUGGUUUAGGCGCUGCUAGGCAACUUAAAUCAUUUGGUGCUAAUGUGAAAGUUCUCGAAGCUAAAGGCAAAAUUGGCGGACGACUUGUGGAUGACUGGUCACUUGGUGUUGCUGUCGGUUUUGGAGCUCAAUUAAUCACUGGAAUCAUCAACAACCCAGUGGUUGUAAUGUGUGAGCAGUUAGGUAUACCAUAUCGCGGAGUGACUGAUGAUUGUCCAUUAGUUGAUUCAGUGCAAGGAACAAUAGCGAAAGGAGUUCACGAUCAGUAUGUAGACGAACAUUUCAAUUGUCUAUUAGAUGUACUGGCUGACUGGAAAAUUAAAGUUAAGGGUCAUGAUCUAAGCUUAUACGAUCAACUAAUGAAACAUCAUUUCACUUUCUUAAGGGAAUGUUCGCUUAACUGGACAGAAGCAGAAGAGCGGAUGUUUCAGUGGCAAAUUGGUAAUGUGGAAUUCUCAUGUGGUGCUGAAUUGAAGGAGGUAUCAGCACGUAACUGGGACCAAAAUGAAGCAGUUGCACAGUUUGCUGGUGUGCAUGCUUUGUUAACUGAUGGAUGCUCAGAAUUAAUGCGUAAAUUUGCCGAAAGCAUCGAUGUACGUUGCAAUCAUAAGGUGGAUUUGAUUGAAUGGAAAGGAAGAAAAAAGAUUUUAGUAAAAUGCGCGAAUGGUAAACGAUAUUUUUCUGACAAGGUUUUAAUAACAGUGCCAUUAGCAGUGCUUCAAAAAAACGGUAUUAAUUUUGUACCUGAAUUGCCCAACAAGAAAAAACUUGCUCUCGAUCGUCUGGGAGCAGGUUUAAUUGAAAAAGUAUUUUUUUUUGGAAUAUUUUAUUUAAGAAUGAUCUUGAAACUUAAUUUAAUUUAUCAAAUUUAA
Dracunculus medinensis (Guinea worm) is the source of this 1373-nucleotide messenger RNA. The record is from the annotation of a GenBank genome assembly. NCBI's taxonomy places the organism in Eukaryota, Metazoa, Nematoda, Chromadorea, Rhabditida, Dracunculidae.